GUACGGAGACGAGUAUGGAGGGAACAUUCAAAAGCAAUACGACUUUAUCAGAAAUAUUUGUUGAUUUUACGAUCAUCAAGAUAUUGCCCAAGUGGUAGUACUAGCUGUUAUUAGCCAUUUGUUAACUCUGGUUGGCUAUGAGAUAUGAGCAGAGUAGGCAGACAAGCGGUAACAAGAGGGGGAAGAGGAGGACAACCACUUGGGUCAAGGGUUAAAGCUCAACCUGUGCCUGGUGGGUCAAGGGUUAAACAAAAUCCUCCACUUGAAGAUAAAACUAAUCUGAGAGAACCCAUGGCAGAUAGAGGAGGUCAGCCUGGGGUCAGGUACAUUACAGAUGACCUCAUCAGGAGAGUGACCAAAGAGCAGCACCUGGACCAGGUCACUGUCCUCAACCUGACUCUGUCAAAGGAAGGAGGGAAGAAAAUAAAAUACAUAGAAAACUUGGAUGGCCUAAGACGCUUACAGGUGCUGAACCUCAGUUGCAACAUGAUUGAAAAAAUGGAAAAGUUGGAGAAACUUACAAAAUUACGAGAACUCAACCUAUCUUUUAACCGGAUUUCAAAGAUAGAAGGGAUAGAGACACUAGCAGCCCUUCAGGUUUUGAAUUUGACUGGAAACAACAUAGAAUCACUACCUCACUGGCUUGGAAAGAAGUUGAGAUCUCUGAGAGUGAUUAGAUUAGCGAAGAACAAACUGCAGUCUCUAAGUGAACUUGCCAAGCUGAAGAGUCUUCAAGACCUCAGCCAGCUGACUGUGACAGAGAACCCAGUCACUGAGCUGCCUCACGCACAUCUUUACCUAAUCUUUCAUCUGCGGUCACUGGAGGUCUUGGAUGGCCAGCAGCUGGACAUUGAGGAGAGAGAGGAGGCUGACCAGAGGUUUCAACAAGAUGAAAUAGAGAAUUUAGAAAGGCAGCUGGAGGACACUCAGCGCAGGCUUGAAGAGCUACAAGAUGAGCACAACAAGUCUGUACAUGAGAUACAGGAGAAAGAAAAACAAGAGAGGUCAAGGAAAAAGAAGGCAGGAGCAGCAGAAGAAAAAAUAAAGGAGAUGGAGAGAGAAAUACAAACCAAAGAUGAUCUGCUGAAAAGGAAGACUGCUGAGCUGACCAAAGCGUGUCAGAAACACUAUGAGCUGGAGCAAGAGUUGGCUUUCUUCAAAAUUGAUGCCAAAUUUGAAAAUUUGGGGAAAAUUCCAACCCCAGGAAAUGGGGAUGUUGAAGAAAGUGAGCUAGGUGCAGAAAGCCCAUACAUUGGCAGGGCAAGGUACAAAAGUAAUGUGUAUGCCUUUGAACGAACCCUUCCCAAUGGGUCAAAGCCAGUUAAACUGCACCAGAUUCAGCAUGAUGUGGGGGACUCUGGGAUAGAUCGUGAAGUCCGUGAUAAACUCCACCGGGCUUUAGAUAACCAGCUAGGUGACAAGCAAAAAGCCAUAGACAGAGCCCAGGAGAGACUUAGAAAACUUGCAGCAGACCUUGAGCUGACAGAGCAGCAGGUGCUCAGGGCCACACAAGAGUUACACCGUAUAGCAGCCGCCGCGCAGCGCCCUCUGUCCGAGCAAGACAAGCAAGAGAUACGACAGAAGCUGAGCAAAAAGAUGAUGACUGUCAACCAACUUAGAGACUCUGCCUCUCAGAUGGAAGAUGAUAUGCAGCAUACUCAAGAGGAAGUGGAACAACAGAAAGAGGAGAUCAGAAGGCUGAGAGAACAACUGAAGAAACUAGACAGCAAGGAUGUGUUAUAUAACCAGGUGAAGGCAGAAAUGGCAGACAAGGAGCAACAGCUCCAGCAGAGGACCCAGAUGUAUCACGACCUACAGAACCAGCUGGAAGACAUGCUGGCGAGAAUAGCCAAGGAGCAAGCUGAGAUUAAGAGACUUGAACAGCAGUUAAAGGAAGGCCAAGCCACGCAGAAUGAAGAGAUCAAAGCUGAGCUGGAGGACGUCAUUAGUGGCCUCCAGGACUAUCUGACCAGUGUGAAGAGGAACGCUGAGAGCCAGCAGCAGGAGGUGGAUGACCUAAUGCUGGAGAGAGAAGAGCUGUUAAAAAGGCUGCAAGACAUGGAGAAUGAGAUGAGCAUCAUGGACUCAGAAGCUGGAGAUUAUAGGAAAUUGGCUAAGAGAUUGAGAGAGUUAGAGGAGUCACUACAGGCACAGCAAGACAUCAACGCCACUCUUCAGCAACAGCUUGACCAGAGUGUUGGACCCCUGGACAAUACUACUGCAGAAGAUCUUGACCGCGCACAGCGACAGAUAGAUGAGCUGAGAAAGACACUGAUGAAUGAAAAGAAGAAAGCUGAUGCUGAAAGACGUGCUAUGGAGGAUGCUAUGGCCAAUGAGAGGGAACAGCUACAAGCUUUACUGGCAGAGGCCACUGCAGGGAGAGAAGACACUGGAGAACUCAGUAGACUGGCUGCCCAGCUGGCAGCUUUACAGGCAGACAACCAGGCACUCAGAAGCAGGAUGAGAGACCAAGAGAGGGCAGCACAGGACAGGCUCCAGGAGACCAUCUCCCCUGAUGAUCUGUAUCAGAGGUUGCAGGAGGUCAUAGCUCAGUUAGACAGGGGACAGCCUCCCAGAGAGAGUGAAAUUCAAGAUGAUAUAGGUGGCGUUCUGGCAGAUUUACAGCAGUACUUACAAGAGAGACUUGAUCAGCAGAACAGAGAAGCAAAGGAUGCCAAGAGGAGCCAAAUCAAGGCAGAGGCAGAGGUGAAUAUUUUGAAAGACAGACUGAAGAAAUUAGAAGACCAGCUUAGAAAAGAAAAGGAUAAAGCUGCCAAGCUUAAGGCUGACAAGAAGAAAAAGGAGAGAGAUUCAGAAAUAGAUAAAUUGCAUGACGAGUUGGCACGACUGAAGGAUGCCCUCAAAGCAGCACAGUCCACCCCCAAACAGUCUGGCCUCCCAGCAGAGUUCCUCCAGCCUACUCCAAGGUAUGACACAAGCACAGAGGCCCCCAGCUUUCAAGAUUCUCUCACCACGGAAGAGAAGGCCAUGUUUGACCAGCUUCAGAAAGAACUGGCAGAACUCAGAAAACAAAUGGCUGAGGCAGACAGCAAUGCUGCCAAGAAACUUCAGGAUGCCAAUCAGCAGAUUUCUCAGCUACAAAAUGAACUUAGGCAAAAGGAACAAGAAAAGAGAAGACUGUCUCAGAGGAAGCCUCCAGAUGACCCGCGAGUGAGACAGCUGGCCAAUGAACUGGUCCAGACCCAGGGGGAGCUGGACCUUCUGCAACAACUCCUGGCAGACAAGGACAAAGAAAUCCAAGAUGAAAUGAAGAAGUCCACCAGGUCUAAUCAGACUGUGGCUGCCCAGCAGGAAGAGAUCACAGGAUUACAUGACAUUCUAGAGGCACAGAGAGAUGAAAUAUUACGUCUGAAUGAUCUGCUGGACAGACUGACCGGUGGACCACAAACAGGUCCAGGCUAUGAUGAGGAACUCCAGAGGCUAUCAGAUGAACUGAACAAUUUAAGGAACAAACUCUACCAACAGAGACCACAAAUCCAGGGUCUGGGCACCCCCCAACGAGGCCCUCAACCUACACAGCCCAUGCCUGUUGGGACAGGAUCUCCACAGUUUGAUCCGUACUCAGCACGAUCUGGAAGAUUCUAUUCUCCUGCACCUGGGGGAAGAGGGAUGCCUGAAAGGCAAUAUCCUCAAGGUGAAGGUGGUGGAGAUGGUGGUGGGCACCCUUCAGGCACUGGACCUGGAUCGACCUUCAUUCCAGGUCAAGGUCAAAGGGUGACCUUUGGUCCAGGUAGUCCAGGAGCUACAUAUAUUGUCAGAGAUCAGCCUUCAUUGGCAGGUCAAGGUCAAUUGUAUGUACCUGUCUCACAAGCUGGGGUCAGUGGAGGUCAAGGUCAAGUAGGGGGUCAAGGUGUAGCUUAUGUUCCUGUAGGUCACCCAAUAGCAGUGCAUCCAUCUGGACCAGUGCAAUAUGUCCCAGUAACUCCUGGUCCUGGGCAACCACCUGGAGAUGGCCAGAAGAUGGCAGCAGUGAAUCUACCAGGACAAGAAGUGCUUUUCUGUAAUGUGCCCGAGCACCAUGACAUGGAGGAUUACAUUGCACAGUUGCAGGAGAAGAUUAAAGAAUUAAAACAGAAAAUAAAGAAACUGGAAAAGAGAGAGACUUUAUCAGCAGAAGCAGAGAGGAGCGCAGUGAAAAGACUGAGAGCUGAAUUGGAGGAUCGGCGUGAUGAGUUGGAGGGAUUGGAUCUUGCAAUGGAGAGACAAAAAGCCUCCCUACGCCACAUGAAGGAGGUGGAAGAAAAGUUGAAGGAGGAAAGGGAAGGAGCCCUGAAGGAACUGGAAGAACUCAAGAAAACUAAUGCCAAAACCAAUAGAAGAAGAGAAUUCCUGGAGGGACGUUCACAGUACGAUGUGGCAGACUCGGAUUACGAAUAUGACUACAAUCCCAGACAGAGGAAAAGUCGUCUGAACUACUUGGAAGACGAGAUACAGUGCCUGGAGGAGACCCUGGCCAAGAGGAGGGCAGAGUUGAGGGAGGCAGACAGACUGCUACAGGAGUGUCAGGGGGACUUGCAAGAUGCUAGAAAUCAGGCCAAGACCACCGUCCAGCAGUAUGACCAGGCCAGAGAGGGCCUAACCACCACUGUCCAGCAAGCAGAGGAGAUAGAGAGGAGGUCCAAAGAAGCUGGUGUCCAGCUGGUUCAGGCCCAGGAUCAGAUAGAGGACCUUCAGAAGGAGAUCAGGCAACUGGAUAUGGAGAAGGCAAAGAAAGAGGCCACUCUGCAGGGUAUCCUUAAGGUUAUCUCUACAAAAGAUGAAGAGUUUCGCAACUUGGAUGAACAAGUGAAAGAUUUGGAAGAGAGGCUGGAUCAAGUGGAGGGUGAGCUAGGUCUGGCAGAGGAGAGAGAGAAAGAGACUCUGGCCAGUCUCAAAGACUGCGAAACUUUGCUAGAAAAUAGAAGAACAGAGCUUGGAAAGAUCAAAUCACAGAUUGACUCUGAGAGGACACAACUUGAGAACUUAGACCACCAGGUGGGCAGGAGAAGCACAGAACUUCAGCUGGUGGAGGAGAGCCUGGCCAGGAAGCAAGGAGAACUCAACAAACUGAUGAGAGAGGCAGAGACCGAGGCUAGUAAUAGACACAAGGAAAUACAGGAGUUACGUCUGACAUCACAGGAGUUACAAACACAGCAGCGCACUCUACAGGCAGAUAUUGCUGACAAGCAGGACCAGUUGCAAGCCAUAAAGGAAGAUAUCCAGCAAAAUGAGGAGAGCCUGCAGAUCUUGACCUCCACGGUCAGCAAGAGUCGUGCCGAGCUGAAACAUGUAGUGGACAUGGUCAAGAUGGAGAAAUCGGAGCUUGACCAGGUCAGAGAGCAACAUGGAGCCAAGCUUAAGGAACUGGAGAGGACGCAGAUUGCUCUCAGGGAGGAAAAAGAAGACUUGGAAUACAUGCAAGGAGAAACUGGCAAGAAGCAAGUGGAAUGCGAGAGGUUAAAACAGACCUUAGAGACUCAGAGAGAGACCACAGAAAGCCUGAAGUUGGAAAAAGAACUUUUGGAGGACAGCAUUAACACCCUCGCCAAGGAGAAAGACCUCAUACAGGAGAGCUACAAGUCAUAUGAUGAUAAGGUUAAUCAACUGAAAAGAGCACAUCUGCAACUUGAAGACGGCAUUCUUGCUGGACAGAGAAAGCAAGAAAGGUUAGAGACUCAACUGAAGGAGAUUGAGAAGGAGGUUACCGAGGCAACAGCUGAUAAAGAGGCUCUGGAACGGGAUUUAAAGACCUACACUCAGCAUAUUAAAGGUAAAAAAUCUGAAUUAAAAGGGUUGAAAGAAAACCUGAACGAAACUGAGCAGAAGAAAGAACAAAUGGAAAAGCAAUUGAAGGAGACCAGAAUGGCCACAGAUGGUGCUCUGGUGGAGUUGCAGCGUGUCCAGGACUCAAUACGUCAAUCUGAGCAGACACAGGAAGAAUGCUUCAAACAGCAGACACAGAAGCAGGACCUUAUACGCCAUCUGGUGACAGAGGUAGAAGAAAAGGAGGCGGAGCAUCAACGUAUGCAGCAGGUUCUCCAUAGAGUGAAAAAGGAACUUGAGAGAGAAGAAACUAAGUUAAGCAGACUUCUCAGUAAUGGUCGUCUUGAGUUGGAAAAUAUUAAGACAGAGGCUGCUAUGAAACAAGAUGAGCUGGAUCAAAACGAUAAACAACUUAAACAGUUUAAGAAACAAAUGGAAGAGCUUCAACAUACGGAAGAAAAAUUUGUGGAAUUGGAACAAAAAGUCAGUCAGUUGGAAACUGCAGUUUCAGAGGCCAGUAAUCAGAGGUUAUCUUUGGAACGGGACCAAGACAAGCUGCUCUCUGAGUUGGAAGAGGUCAAACGCCAUCUACAUGUGACCUCACAGGAAUAUGAGCAACUGCAGCAGAACUCUGCCAGAGAGAUUGCAGACUUGGAAUCUGUUGCCCAGGACCACUGUCGCCGUGCCAACCGUCUCAGCCAGGACCUCAAUGAACUGAGACAGGAGUACAUUGAGGCUAAGAGGAAGCUGAUGUCACAGGCAGAGAUACUUGACAAGGAGCAGAAAUUAGAAGAGACCAUUUUUUCUCUUAAAAAUGACAUAAGACAGGAGUUUGAGGCUGGUAUAGAAGACCUGAACAAGUCUCGAAUGGAAGCUGAGGAAGAACUUGAGCAACUUCAUGAUCAAAAAGAACAACUGGAGAUGCAUUUAGAUACUCUGAAGGAAAAUUUGUCAAAUAUCAGGUCUGAUGUAGACGUAGGUACAUCAACAGAUCUGUCAAGGAGGACAUCUGCUCUCAGAGGAAAUGAGGAGCCAGGCAGGAAGAGUGAGGAGUCAGAAUGGAGGAAGGAAGCAGUCAGAGAGAAAAUCAAACAGGAGCAAGAACAACUCAGGCUCCAGCUGAGACAACAGAUGUCCAAACAUUUAGAUGCUAUCAACACUGUGCGGCAGCAGUCUGAGGGAACUUUGGACAGCUUGAAAAGAAAGCUUUUUAACUUGCAGGAUGUAUUAUCUAACUCGAGAGGAGAAAUGUCCGAUUCUUUGUCACCUAGAAGAUCACAGUCACAAGUGCCCUCAAGAUCAAGGUCAAGAUCACCAGCCAAGGUACAAUUCUUGGACAAAUUAGAAUCUCAGGAUGGUCAGACAUCUAGGUCCCCUGUACGAAGCUAUUCUGCUAGUAGGUCCAGGCCCAGACACAGACGGGAGGACUCCAUGGACAGAGUGCCUGUCAGAGGAUCCCCUUCAAGGCAAGGCAUACACACAAGCAGUGAAGAUAGAAUACAACAGUUUAUGGAGUCUAUAUCAAGACUAAAGGAAGAGACCAUGGAAGAGAUAGAAAGGACUAGCAGUACUUAUUAUACUUUCAAGCCUUCAGUGUGAGACAAUUUGGCAGUGUAGCCAUUGUUUGUUUAUUAUUAUUAUUAUUUAUUAGUUACACAGUAACAACAUGUUAAUUUUGCUCAAAUUAUUUUGUAAACAGUAUUUCUGUAUUUUUUGUUAAUUAUCAAAUCCUGUUAUUUAAAAUACUGGCACAUAUGAAUGUCGAGAUGUCUUCCUCUGCAAAAUUAACUUAGGAACAUUUUACUGAAUAAAAUGAAAUCUCCAGUUAGUUCACAAAGUUUGCUUUGCCAGUGGUAAUAUAAGAUCAAGAAGAUGUUGCCAUAGGAAUCAUCACCAUUAACUCUCUGCAGGAAUUUGUCCUGCCUUUGAUUGUAACUGGGAUGUGUACACAGUUACAGGCACAUUUUACCCACGACAUUGUGUCAGUGAAACAAAGCUUUCAUCUUGCCUUUUACUUGUGCCUUUUAUUUUAAUUUUGCGAUAUUUGUUUCACUUACAUGAAUAUAGUGCCUUUUUAUGCAGAUUAGAUUUUUGAGCCUGAAAAUGCAUUUUAAAUGCAAACAAUCCAGAAUGUAAAAUUUAUACAGCAUUGACCAAAUGUUUUUACUUUCGAAGCUAACAUGGUGGCAGCUAAUGUUUGUCCAUCAUUUUUAUUGUUUAUAUUACAGACUUUUACGUAUACAUGUGUACAUGCGUGACAGUGUUAUGAUCUAGUGCUGUCUUGAGGAAUAGAUUAGAGUUCAUUGUUUACUAUAUUAGCCAUCUUUAAUCUUCUUUGAUACAGCAAUUACAUUCUGAAUUUAUUUUUAAAAUUUAUCUUUGUAAUGAAAAUGUCAAUUUAAUGGCAGUCCUUUACAGAAUAGACAAAUGUUUGUGGUUGAGAGAGUAACAAUGUAAUUGCAGUGCAUGUAUUGAAAAGUUCCUUUUCAACAUUUAGCAAUAAACUUGUUGUAUAUUUUAAACUGUUUAACCACUUCUUUUAGUCUGUCUUACAAUAAGCAAUAAAAUCCUGUUAUUUUUCA
Lingula anatina is the source of this 8345-nucleotide messenger RNA. RefSeq lists its product as uncharacterized. NCBI's taxonomy places the organism in Eukaryota, Metazoa, Brachiopoda, Lingulata, Lingulida, Lingulidae. Gene Ontology annotation, molecular function: protein binding. The record is from RefSeq and is a predicted model, not a curated record.